AUGGAGCCAACACAAUCUGAUUACACAUCUGAAUCACAUUCAUCCACGAGCAAAUCAGCCAUUGAUGAAUCGUCAAGUCCGUAUUUCCUGCAUCAUUUAGACAGUCCAAGUUUGUUACUGGUUUCUCAGCCACUUACAGGAGAUAACUAUGCCUCCUGGAGUCGUGCCAUGAUGAUCGCCCUUUUGAUAAAGAACAAACUGCCAUUCAUUGAUGGAUCAAUGAAGAAAUCGGAGGAUACGAAUCCUGACUUGAUUAAUUCGUGGAUUCGAAACAAUAACAUGGUGAUGUUGGGGAUCCUCAACUCAAUUUCCAAGGACAUUUUAGCAAGUGUUAUAUAUGCAUCCACUGCUCACGAGAUCUGGAAUGAUCAGCAGAGCAAUAGGCCAAGGAUCUUCCAAUUGAAGAAAGAUCUGAUGAAUUUGACUCAAGAUCAAAACAAUGUGAGCAUUUACUUCACCAAACUGAAGACUAUAUGGGAAGAGUAG
This is a messenger RNA of Olea europaea var. sylvestris, 486 nucleotides long. RefSeq lists its product as uncharacterized. The transcript has a single exon. The coding region runs from base 1 to 486 and encodes 161 amino acids. The record is from RefSeq and is a predicted model, not a curated record. NCBI's taxonomy places the organism in Eukaryota, Viridiplantae, Streptophyta, Magnoliopsida, Lamiales, Oleaceae.